Molecule: messenger RNA, 954 nt
Organism: Entamoeba invadens IP1
Lineage: Eukaryota; Evosea; Mastigamoebida; Endamoebidae
Exons: 1
Coding region: 1-954 (317 amino acids)
Source: RefSeq, a predicted model, not a curated record
AUGUUAACAAGCAAACGGGGAGGGAUAGUCUAUGACAAACUGACUGAUUUCAACGAGGUGAUAAUGCGUGGGUGUGUCUCGAUGAGUCAUUAUUUUGUGUUUGACUCGCUUGACAAAGCGCUUUGUUUUCUAGAUCGAGUGAUUCAAGUCGGGUGUUACGGCGAUGCUUCAGUCUCGAAAGAGAAACACAAGAUAUGGAUCAAACGGAUCUGUUGUAAUACCGAGUACAAAAAAGUCAAAGAGAAGACUUCGAAAGUCGGCUGUGACGCGCACGCGUUCAUUCGCGAAGUCCAGUUACGAACGAUAAUCAGCGGAAACGGAUUCAAACACGAACAAGUCAUCUUUAAUAUCGACAACAAAAUCUACGCGUUACAUCCAAACGCCGUUUUAAAGAGUUUUGAUUCGAAAUUGUAUGGAGAGAAGUACUCGACAACAAUUAAGAAGAAAGUCGUCUUAGUCACAGUCGCGAAACCGCACUCGGAGGCGUGUCGACGGCAAAUGUUAGAGAAAGGAUAUCAACUGAAACACCGGCGCGACAAAGAAGACCGACCGGAAAGAGUCGACGGAAACGAAAAGAUCAGAGACGGCGACAAUUUCGACAUUUUCGAGAAAACAGCCGCCCAACAAGAUGUCGAAAAAGGAAAUAGAAGAGAAUUUCAACCACCCCCACCACUCCAAUCACCUUUUGUGAUUUGUCAACAGCCAUUUUCACAGUCAGACAGACAAGAAAGUCAUGGAACUGUUAAGUGCGCAUUCACACAGGGUGUUGUCAGCUGCUAUGACGGCGAGUUGUGUGUGAUGAGAAACGAAGAAGACUUGAGUCAAAAGUAUUUGUCGAGAAUCGACGAGUUAAUGAAUGAGGCAUUGACCGACUUCCAAAAGUCCCCGUACGACCAACGGCUACAGGUGUUCACACAAACACUUCAAGAGGCGAAGAGAGUCUUUACGCAGUAA